Messenger RNA from Harmonia axyridis, 948 nucleotides. RefSeq lists its product as uncharacterized. Gene Ontology annotation, molecular function: nucleic acid binding. Bases 1 to 948 code for a protein of 315 amino acids. Gene Ontology annotation, biological process: DNA integration. NCBI's taxonomy places the organism in Eukaryota, Metazoa, Arthropoda, Insecta, Coleoptera, Coccinellidae. The transcript has a single exon. The record is from RefSeq and is a predicted model, not a curated record.
AUGAUACACACCCAACCAUCUAAAGAAAUAGUUCAAGUAAUUAAGGAACUUCAUCGUCCUGCGCGUAAAAAUUUCUCUCGACGAAGAACAAUUAUUAAAGGGUUAGAUGAUCUUUGGCAAAUGGAUUUAGGGCAGCUUGAUAAGCUCGCCACAAGUAAUGAGGGUUUUAAGUAUAUUCUUGUUGUUAUUGAUUGCUUCUCGAAAUUCGUAUGGGCUAGAGCAGUGAGGAGGAAAACAGGCGAAGAAGUGACUAGGGCUUUUCUAGAUAUCCUACAGCACAAUGACGGACAAAUACCUAUCAACUUACAAUCUGAUCAAGGAAAGGAAUUUUUCAAUCACCAAUUUCAAGAACUAGUUAUUAGAAAACAUCACAUAAAUCAUUAUAAUACGUAUAGUGAUAAGAAAGCAGCAAUAGUGGAGCGAGUCAUAAGAACGUUGAAAGAAGCGCUUUUCAAACAAUUUAGUUUGAGAGGAACUUAUCGAUGGAUCGACAUCCUUCAAGAUGUGGUAAAUGCAUAUAAUAAUAAAAGGCAUCGGACAAUUAGAAUGAAACCAUGUGAUGUUAAUACGAAAAAUGAGAGUGACAUAUAUGAAUUUGCAUACAACCACAUCAAAAUAGCAGGACCUCAUAGAUUUCAGAAGGGUAAUAUUGUACGUAUAAGUAAAUACAGACAUGUUUUUACAAAGGGAUAUCUCCCACAAUGGACUACUGAACUAUUUAAAAUCACAAAAGUUCAACUGACCAACCCAGUAAGUUACCUUCUUGAAGAUUUUACCGGUAGACCUAUAAGUGGAGCUUUCUACCAAGAAGAGUUGCAAAAGACAAAGCAGCCCGAUGUUUACUUGGUUGAAAAAGUAUUGCGCAGACGUGCAGACAAGGUUUUGGUGCGAUGGUUGGGGAUGAGUGAAGAACAUGAUUCCUGGAUUCAGUCAGAAAACAAACUUUGA